Messenger RNA from Symphalangus syndactylus (siamang), 2625 nucleotides. It is a transcript of the gene ASAH1, whose product is annotated as N-acylsphingosine amidohydrolase 1. Lineage: Eukaryota; Metazoa; Chordata; Mammalia; Primates; Hylobatidae. Gene Ontology annotation, molecular function: N-acylsphingosine amidohydrolase activity; fatty acid amide hydrolase activity. Gene Ontology annotation, cellular component: lysosome. Gene Ontology annotation, biological process: fatty acid metabolic process. The record is from RefSeq and is a predicted model, not a curated record.
GGCUCCCCAGCGAGGCGGUGCGGGUGAGGCUCCCGGCCCCACCCACGGGGCGGGGCUCCGGCUCGGUCCGACCAUUACCCGCGGUGGGGGAGGGGGAUGGAUCACGCUACGCGCCAAAGGCAACCGCGACUCUCCUUCUGCGGGCAGCCUGGAAGGCUCUUUCUGUUUCUCUACGCCACCCUUUUCGUGGCACUGAAAAGCCCCGUCCUCUCCUCCCAGUCUCGCAUCCUUCGAGCGCUCCCCCCACUGCCUGGAAUGGUGCGGUCCCAGGUCGCGGGUCACGCGGCGGAGGGGGGCGUGGCCUGCCCCCGGCCCAGCCGGCUCUUCUCUGCCUCUGCUGGAGUCCGGGGAGUGGCGUUGGCUGCUGGAGCGAUGCUGGGCCGGAGUCGCGUCGCCUUAGUCCUCCUGGCUGCAGCCGUCAGCUGUGCCGUCGCUCAGCACGCGCCGCCGUGGACAGAGGACUGCAGAAAAUCAACCUAUCCUCCUUCAGGACCAACGUACAGAGGUCCAGUUCCAUGGUACACCAUAAAUCUUGAUUUACCACCCUACAAAAGAUGGCAUGAAUUGAUGGUUGACAAGGCUCCAAUGCUAAAGGUUAUAGUGAAUUCUCUGAAGAAUAUGAUAAAUACAUUCGUGCCAAGUGGAAAAAUUGUGCAGGUGGUGGAUGAAAAAUUGCCUGGCCUACUUGGCAACUUUCCUGGCCCUUUUGAAGAGGAAAUGAAGGGUAUUGCCGCUGUUACUGAUAUACCUUUAGGAGAGAUUAUUUCAUUCAAUAUUUUUUAUGAAUUAUUUACCAUUUGUACUUCAAUAGUAGCAGAAGACAAAAAAGGUCAUCUAAUACAUGGGAGAAACAUGGAUUUUGGAGUAUUUCUUGGGUGGAACAUAAAUAAUGAUACCUGGGUCAUAACUGAGGAGCUAAAACCUUUAACGGUGAAUUUGGACUUCCAAAGAAACAACAAAACUGUCUUCAAGGCUUCAAGCUUUGCUGGCUAUGUGGGCAUGUUAACAGGAUUCAAACCAGGACUGUUCAGUCUUACACUGAAUGAACGUUUCAGUAUAAAUGGUGGUUAUCUGGGUGUUCUCGAAUGGAUUUUGGGAAAGAAAGAUGCCAUGUGGAUAGGGUUUCUCACUAGAACAGUUCUGGAAAAUAGCACAAGUUAUGAAGAAGCCAAGAAUAUAUUGACCAAGACCAAGAUAUUGGCCCCAGCCUACUUUAUCCUGGGAGGCAACCAGUCUGGGGAAGGUUGUGUGAUUACACGAGACAGAAAGGAAUCAUUGGAUGUGUAUGAACUCGAUGCUAAGCAGGGUAGAUGGUAUGUGGUGCAAACAAAUUAUGACCGUUGGAAACAUCCCUUCUUUCUUGAUGAUCGCAGAACGCCUGCAAAGAUGUGUCUGAACCGCACCACCCAAGAGAAUAUCUCAUUUGAAACCAUGUAUGAUGUCCUGUCAACAAAACCUGUCCUCAACAAGCUGACCACAUUCACAACCUUGAUAGAUGUUACCAAAGGUCAAUUCGAAACUUACCUGCGGGACUGCCCUGACCCUUGUAUAGGUUGGUGAGCACACGCCUAGCCUACAGAAUGCAGCCUCUGAGACAUGAAGACACCGUCUCCAUGUGACCGAAUACUGCAGCUGUCUGACCUUCCAAAGACUAAGACUUGGGGCAGCUUCUCUUUGGGUCACAAGCUUGUCUUCCUCCAUCUGUUGACAAUUGACAGACUUUUUUUUUUCCCCCUUUCCCCUUUUUUCUUAUUUACGGAUAACUUCUUUAGGGAAGGUAAAACAAUCAUCUAGAAUUCAUUGAGUUUUGUUUCAGUUUGACAUUUGGGAAUCUGGUGGGCAGUUGAACCAUGGUGAGCCCCACCUCCGUAGAAUCAAUGGAGAUUCAGUGGGGGUAUUGAAUCCAGCACAUCUGUGUGAGUAACGGAACGGUAAACACUCCACAUUCUUCAGUUUUUCACUUUUACCUACAUAUUUGUCUGUUUUUCUAUAUAACACCCUUUCCCUCUGGUUCUAACUACUGUUAAAAUUAAUAUACCAUUAUAUUAGCUGUUAUUGACAGUGAUAUAAUUUUAUUACAUAUGAUUAGAGGGAUGAGACAGACAUUCACCUGUAUGUUUCUUUUAAUGGGCCCUUGCCUCUAAAUGGCACUUUUUGGGAUUCAAGAAGUAAUGAGUAUGCAAGGCAGUCUUUUAUACAAUAAUUGAAGUGUUCCCUUUUUCAUAAUUACUCCACCUCCAAGUAACCCUAAGGAAGUUGGUAACUUAAAAAACUGCAUCCCAGGUUCUGUGAAUUUAGUAAACAAACAAGUCAAAGACUUGUGGAGAAUAGGAAGUGAACGCAUAUUUUAAAUUCUUAUAAGUAGCAUUCAUGUAAUAAACAAGUUUUUAGUUUGUUCUUCAGAUGGACAUGUAGUUUUAAAGAAAUUUUAGUAGUUACUAAAAUUAUGUUACUUUCUUUUUCAGAAAUCAAACUACUUAUGAAAAGUACUAAUAGAACUUGUUAACCUUUCCAACCUUCACGAUUAACUGAAAUGUCUGCCAUUUAUGCAAGGCCAUGUGUCCACUUCAUUUUGUAUAAUCACAGUUGUGUUCCUGACAUUUAAUAAACAGUCAUUGGAAAGAG